CGCUGGGUGUCUGGAGGCCCAGGCGCGGGGGUGCCGAGGUUGGCUCAAGGGCAGCCCUGCUGCUGGGGGGGGGGGCCCGCCGAUGGGCUCGAGGCUGGAGGACGCCCUGGUGAAGCUCGAGGCCUACGACGCGUGCUCCGUCCGGGUGGGACUGCGCACGCUCGUGGACCUGAGCGGCCGCGACGCCAAGCAUUCGUCGGAGAUAGCCAGCGCGCUGUUGUGGAGCGGCGACGACGAGGAGGACGUGCACAGGGCGGCCUGCGAGGCCCUCGGCGCCCUCGGGCCGAGGCUGCCGGCCGCGGAGGUGUCCGCCCUUGCCGGGCAACUGCGGCACCCGCGCGGUGCCGUCCGCGCGGCCGCCGCCCGCGCGCUGGGCGCCGUCGGCCCCGCUGGCGGAUCCAGGCACGCCGACGAGGUGGCCGCGCUGGCGUCCGACCCCCACGAGGACGCCCAGCUGUCGGGCGCGGAGUGCCUGAGCGCCCUCGGAGAGGCCCAGCGCCUGGCAGCCUUCGUCCAGAGCUCCUCGCCGCCCGCCGUCCGCGUCGCGCUGCUCGGGCUUGGCCGCGCCGCGCAGGCGCGACUGGACCACGCCGGGCUGAUCGCGGCGCAGCUGGCGCACCCGGACGCUGGCGUGCGCCUCGCCGCCUGCCAGGCCUCGGGCGAGAUCGGCGGCAGCUGCACCGAGGAGCACCUGGCGAGGCUGGCGGCGGCGGCCAGCGCCGAGGGCGAGGCCAAGGUCCGGCGGGCCGCGGUCCAGGCCCUCGGCAGGGCGGGCGGCCCUGGGGUGCCGCACCUGGCCGCCUUCUUCCGGGACAAGGACGAGGCCAUCCGGCACUACGCCGCGGAGGUGCUCGCGCAGGUCGGCGGGGAGGCGACCGCGAGCUGCGCGGCGGGGCUGCUGCGGGACGCGUCGCCCGAGGUUCGGCGCGCCGCGCUGCUGGCGCUGGGCAGGACUGGCCCGGCCGGCCUCCACCACGCCGCCGCCCUCGCGGAGCGCGCCGCCGCGGAUGCGGACCGCGCGGCGCGGCUGGCCGCCAUCCAGGCGCUGGGAGAGGUGGGCGCCGAGGGGCAGGCCGGCGCGGUGGGGCAGCUGGCCGGGGAGCCGGACCAGGGCAUCAGGUUCGCCGCCGUUUGCGCCCUCUCAGGCUGGGGGGCGGUGGCGCGGCCGCAGCCCUGCCGUUCCUGGAGGACGUGGACCCGGCCGUGCGGCAGGCUGCGGUGAAGGUUUACAGCCCGCUGCACUCCAGGCUGGCGGCCGACGUGGCGCGCCCCCACGCCCCGGCAGUGGCGGCGCGGCUGACCCUGGACGAGGACUGGUGCGUCAGGCAGGCGGCGGUCGUGGCCCUCGGGGACCUGCGCGUGCCCGAGUGCGCGGAGGAGGUGGCCCUGCUGUACUGGGACGGCAGCACCCAGGUGCGCCGGAGCGCCGUCACGGCCCUGGUGAAGAUGGGCGCGCCCGCCGUCUACGUGGCCGCCUUCCUCCAGGACGGCGAUGCCUCUGUGCGCAGCGAGGCGCAGAAGGGCCACGAAGCCGCGAGCGCGGCCGAGAAGGUGCAGGAGGGCGGCGACGUGCCCGAGGUCGAGUGAGACCCGCUCCUCGUGUUCAGUCGGGCGUUGAUCCUCAGGACCGGCGCCACCCCGACAUACUACUACAAUGUGUGCGUCGGCUCCAGUGGACAAGCACACGUUGGCGCCGACACACGUCCUGCGUAUCAUCGGCCCAGGAAGGCCGCGCCUGGAGUGGCAAGCGCUUAGCUGGAUAAGAGCAGUCGCUGAUGACAACAUCCUGUCGGGAA
This is a messenger RNA of Prorocentrum cordatum, 1796 nucleotides long. The record is from the annotation of a GenBank genome assembly. Lineage: Eukaryota; Dinophyceae; Prorocentrales; Prorocentraceae.